This is a messenger RNA of Drosophila ficusphila, 1586 nucleotides long. Its product is annotated as coiled-coil domain-containing protein 28B. The transcript has 4 exons. The coding region runs from base 94 to 1071 and encodes 325 amino acids. The record is from RefSeq and is a predicted model, not a curated record. Lineage: Eukaryota; Metazoa; Arthropoda; Insecta; Diptera; Drosophilidae.
UGGUCACACUCGUUGGGUGGAAAAAUAAAAACAAAGAAAAUCAGUGUGUUUUCAAAGAAUUAAAUAGGUCUUAACCCAAAGAAACCCAGCGAAAUGGAGCCCAACGAUGAGGUAGUGGAACGCCAGAAACUAGUGCCAAACGAUGUGGAAACGGAGGAAGAAGCCCAAAGCCAAAGCGCACCAAAAUCAGCUCAAACCCCUGCCUCGCCCGCCGUCCCCAAUAUUAAAAUCAAAGGAAUAUCUAGUGGGGAGACCACUCGCAGCAGAAACUCCGCCUCCUGCUCCAUAGAACGCACGAUAUCCGAAAAGGAGAAGGACAAGAGUCAGGGACAGGGUCAAGCAGCCACGAAGGUGACAUAUGUAAAUGAGCGACGGCCACGCCCACAGGCGCACGGUGGGAGUGGCGGCGGUGGCGGUGGAGAUGAACGAUUCGAAUUCAAGACCCGGCCGCGUAAAUUGCUAAAAGAUUCCGAUCAAUUGGAACCCACACACAGCAGUGCCAACAGCUUGAACGCAAUCACUUUGGUGAGCAGCGAGUGGCUAGCACCUGAUCCCCAAAUCACCAAAAACAACACCACCACUCCCAACAACAACAACAACAACAAUGAUAGCACAAAACCCAACAAUAACAAUCAGCAUAAUAAUAGCAAUCAGAAUACACCGCGAUCGCAGCGUCGCAAAAAUCCCACAGCUUCGAUGCCAAAUGCCAGUGUCCACAGCGAAAAGUUCGACGAUCGUCCAAUAAAACACCAUUCCUUUGUCUCCGAAGUUCCCGAUGUGAAGCACAUGGAGCGAGCCCUCCUCGGAUUGCUGGAUGACUUUCACUCCGGCAAGCUGAAGGCAUUCGCAGGUUCCGGCUGCACGAUGGACCAGAUGACCAAGAUCCGAGAGCAGCAGGAGAGCCUGGCCAAACUGCAUUUCGAGCUGGCUGCCGCCGAGGAAGACUCCCUGGAGCACGGCAACGAGUUCAACACCAACAAGGCGCAGGAGAACAUGCUGCAGCUGAUGCAGCGCCUGGAGCAGCUGUCCAUCUCCAUCGAGCAGCUGCAGACGAGCCACACGGGUCUCUGAGAUUUGGCCCAGCCGCAGGCCUGGGAUCAACGCCUGCUCUGGCUCUGAGCACACCGCGGAAACCAAGAGACACCAAGAGAUAUGGGAACUUAGGAUUCGGGAGUUUUACACGACACUAGCGACUUUUUAACGGGGACGGUCACCUGGGAUUUUGUGUAAAUAUUUUAAGUUGUAAGCUUAAGUGGGAGGACUCGAUGGGCUUCUUAUGCUAAAUAGUUUAGCAAACUCGCAGUGAUUGUGAAACUAAUUUAGAUUGUCUUCGCGUAGCCAUAGCAAUAGCAUAAAAUUAUUGUAGCGGGUGCCAAGUGUUGGUGCUGAAAUUGUUCAUUUCAUUACAAUUCGAUUCGAUUUGAUUAUUGUGUGCUGCAGUUUAUCAGGCUUUGAUUAUGAUGAAAAAUCUGUUCCGCUUAUUGUUUGUUAUAGUUACAUAUUUGCAAUAUACAUAUAUACACACGUAAUCAUGUACAUCUACGAAACUCGGAACCUAUUAAAGUUAUCAUUUUUAUAAUGCAUAA